AGGAAGUUCGUGUUCUGACCUUGGACCAUUCGGAUCUGUGCCCGGAAUUAAACCAGCUGUGAAGUACUAGGUGUCGUGCCCGGCGAUUUUGCCGGCCAUGCCCGCUGAGUGAGCGAGCCGGCAAACUGUCCAAAUUGUCUGGGUAGCCUAGCAUCGGCCACACAUGCCUGCAUCCACACAACACUAAAAAAAAUGCAAGAUGACAUGGAUGAGGCAUGUUCUUGCCUGUUCUCAUUUGGCGUGAUUUCAGACAUCCAGUAUGCUGAUUUAGAUAACCGACUCAACAGCGUUGGGACACACACCCGAUACUACCGCAAUGCUUUAGCUCUACUGAAGGAAGCUGUGGACUGCUGGACAGGUGACAUCUUUGUCCUGCGACCAGAUUUUGUCAUGCAGUUGGGGGACAUCAUUGAUGGCUUCAACAACAAGGGAGGCAAGGCACAAUCACUGCUCAGCCUGGCAGCGGUUUUGGGCCAGUUCAACAGGCUGCCUUGCUUCGUCCACCAUGUACUUGGCAACCAUGAGUUCUACAAUUUCACACGGGCUGAGCUCAUGAACAGUAGGCUGUUCUCAGGGGCUGAUUUUGAAAUGGCUCCAAGGGAUCCCAAAUGCCAUUGUUUUGACAUCAUCUGCAAUGUGGAAGGGACGUCUGCAUAUUACCACUUCAGCCCGGCUCCUGGAUUUCGAUUUGUCGUCCUGGACACAUUCAGUGAAAGCAUCAUUGGGCAUGAUGACAUGUGUCCCAUCAGCCAAGAGUCACUGCGCCUUGUGUGUUCUAUCAACAAAAAUGAGGAUCUUGAUUCCUCUGCUGGGCUGAAGAUCUCAGAGAAGCGAUAUCUGUCUUUCAAUGGUGCCCUUGGGGAGAAGCAGCUGGAGUGGUUGGAAGGUGUACUGCAGGAAGCAUGCUUUGCCAAGGAAAAGAUUGUUUUAUUUGGACACGUUCCAAUUUAUCCAAUUAAUGGUGACCAUGCAGAUCUGUUGUGGGACUACCAAGAGGCUCUAAAGAUCUUGUGUUCCUACAGAUGUGUAGUUGCUGCAUUUGCGGGCCACACCCAUCACUUCUCGCAUUGUGUGGACAAGACAUCAGGGAUCCAUUUUGUGAACUUGCCUGGCAUUGUUGAGGUCCCUCCAGGCAGCAAUGGCUUUGGAACUGUUCAGGUGUUUUCAGAUAGAUUGUUACUCUAUGGAGUCGGGCAAACGGGAAACCUUGAGAUGAUGUUUCCUGGAUCAGUCCCUGCAGACUAAGUCCAGCAAUCACUAGUAAGAGCCAUUAUCGAGGUAGUGCAUCUCUCACACUCAAGUCAGGUGUGCUCUGAGGAUAUGAGGUGCAAGUAUUGUUUUUCAAUACCCACCUGUUAAAAGUGCAAUUAGAGUCUCCUUUGCAAUUGGCAUGUGAAAGGGAGACUGUCUUAGCAGUGGUUUAUUUUUUGAAGCCAAGGAAUUCGUCCACUCUAUACAUUGUUCAUGUAGCUAAUUUCUUCUUAGAAGUGUGUUCUCGGUGAACUGAAUGUUUUGAUACUUAAAAUCCAUUCACUGACUCACCUAAUCCCCCCUUGCUUGUGGUGAUGAAGAUUCCAUGCAAAUUCAUGAUCAUGCUGGUAUACUUCAUCAUACUUCAUGGUGCAUAUAAUAUAUGUAUACUUAACCAUAUACUGAGUAGUGUAGAUAAUAAAUAUGAAAAAAUUUUUAAUCAAGAAACACUUGCGAUAUCAAAGUGUUGCUGAGUACUUUUUAUGCAGUACAUGUACUGCCAAAUGUUGAGCAGGUUUGGUGGAAGCAUUCAAACGAUGGAUGGCAAUGCUUCUUUAAUUGCAUUACAUUGCAAAAUUUUUCUUGCUUUGCCAACUGUGAACUACCUCAAUAUUUUGGCAGAAUGUUAACUUACUGUGUACUUCUAAAUUAUUUAUCAUAUUUAUUGCUUCAUAUUUACCGAUACCCAGUACUGGGAUAUUUAUGUGAACUAAAUGAUGUAUAUUGUCGGUGUUUCCAUGAAGUGACAAAAACCUCAAAAUCUUGCCGAAUGGACAUUCCAAGAUACAUAAACGCGUUUGAAAAAUUAUUGAUUUUCUGGCUUUUUAUCACUUCCUUAAAACACUAUAUGCAUUUAUCUUGUAUUUGUUUUUCUAGAACUGGCGUUCUGAUGGCUAAAAUGAAUUUUUAAAAAUCCAUUUUAGUACACUUUGUAAUAUCUCAUUAAUUUCAUUGGAAUGUGUUAGCUUUGAAACAAGCCCCAUGUUAGAAAGUUGAGUUUUGGAUGUGAACAGGUUGUGUAAAAUGUUUUAUUCAGAGUGAAAGUUGCAAAGCAGCAGAUGUGUUGUUUUUGGUGCAUUGUUGGAAAUAUUGCUAACGCACAACAGUUCCUUUUAAUAAAAUAAUAAUUUCAAAAUUUUUUACUUGAUAUUUUUUAAUUCAAGGGGAGUCAGGUUGAUGCAGGUGUUCUGUCCUCACCUUCCACCUCUUCAGCCCUGGUUGCAAUUCCAGCCAGAGCAAUUUGUUGAUUUGGUUCUCUGUCCCCGACUGAUCUUGUUAGUUUUCCCAGAGAAAGUUAUCUUGUGUUUUCUUUCCGUUUCAAGAAAUGGAGCAUUUUUCAUUGUUUUAUUCUCUAAGGCCUCUAGGCCUUUUAUGAGGACAACAGUUUAUAACUGAUAGGGCUUUACCCAGGUAAAACAAAUAAUAAACAAAUGACUGUACCAUUCACUGUUACUUCUUUUACAUGUAUUACAUACUUUGCAAUAAUUUAUGUAGAGUACUUAAGUGUGAUGCCAUUUUGAACCAGGAAGUGUAGUGAAAAUGAAUGGGAUAUGCUCA
Molecule: messenger RNA, 2808 nt
Organism: Acanthaster planci (crown-of-thorns starfish)
Lineage: Eukaryota; Metazoa; Echinodermata; Asteroidea; Valvatida; Acanthasteridae
Product: manganese-dependent ADP-ribose/CDP-alcohol diphosphatase-like
Molecular function (GO): CDP-glycerol diphosphatase activity; ADP-ribose diphosphatase activity; 2',3'-cyclic-nucleotide 2'-phosphodiesterase activity
Source: RefSeq, a predicted model, not a curated record